UCCUCGUCUUCUGUCCCGUUCUCCUCCAUCUUCUCGCAGCUCUUCAUGACAGUGGUUGUCCCUCUCAUAGUCGGACAGUAUUUUCCAUUCAGUUGAGCUUCAUGGCCCUGAUAUUUUUCUUGUCUACGAGGAAAUCCUCUGGUUUCACUGCGGCUGAUUCGGUUGCCAUCAUGUUUUGUGCGACUCAUAAAUCCCUAACUUUAGGUAUUCCCAUGCUGAAGAUCGUGUUUGAGGGCUAUGAGCAUCUAUCUCUGAUAUCAGUGCCUCUGUUGAUCUAUCAUCCCGCUCAGAUCCUGCUGGGAAGCGUCUUACUGCCCUCCAUUAAAACAUGGAUGAGCGGCAGACAGAAGACUCUGACACCUAUAUGAAGUACAGGUACACUGUCGAUUGGAAACACUGGCUGAGCCAAACCAGACCAGAAUCAACGAGACCAAACCAGACGAGACGGGAUGUGAUCAGGUGCAUGUAUACGUGCCUUAAUGUGACCUGCGUGACCUCAGACGGUCAGCCGCCUCAGAACAGGGACGACAGACGAUUCAUGAGCUUUUUUAAACAGAUACAUGAAUGUAUAUUUUUAUAUGAAGUGUAAAAUCUUUUCUUACUUCAACUGCACUCUGAUUUAUGUUUUUUUAGACAUCCAGAAAGAGCUCUGAAGACUUUUGUGUGUUCAUUUUACAGCUGUAAAGACUAAAGUGAAGUUGCAGUGCUAAUAUCCUUCACGUUUACCUAAAGAUGAGAGUGUUACUGACUCAUUGUUCAUUUAUGUUGAUGAAUUAAAGGUCAGCUGUAGUCACCAUCUGACAUGUUACUGAAGACAAUAAAGAUUGUCAUUAAUAAUAUCCGUCUAAAUGAGGGUUUGUUUGCAAAAAAUGACAACAAAAAAAUUGUGACUUCAUAAAUCUUUUUUUAUUACAUUUAUUUGUAAUCAUUAUUUUCAUUUUUCAGAUCAGACACAGAUUGGGUAUUAGUUAAACCGUGAUUUACCUUCAGUGGAUGUUAUUGAUUGUAUCUAUUCUAUCUCAUUAGUGGUUUAAACACAGCGUUUAUACUAGGAUUCAGACUGAAGGACAGCUCUCGUAGUUCUUCAACAAGGCAAAAGCACUUUCUGCUUCUCUGUCUUAACUCUGUUCGGCUGUUCUGGCUGGUAUCUAAGGUAAAGUCAUGGGUGGGUUGCUAAGGUGAUGCUUCACAGUUGCCAGGGUGUUCUGGGUGGUUGCUAAGGUAAAGUUAUGGGUUGGUUGCUAAGGUGAUUCUUCAUAGUUGCCAGGGUGUUCUGGCUGGUAUCUAAGGUAAAGUCAUGGGUUGGUUGCUAAGGUGAUGCUUCACAUUUGCCAGGGUGUUCUGGGUGGUUGCUAAGGUAAAGUUAUGGGUUGGUUACUAAGGUGAUGCUUCACAGUUGCCAGGGUGUUCUAGGUGGUUGCUAAGGUAAAGUUCUGAGUGGUUACUAAGGUGAUGCUUCAUAGUUGCCAGGGUGUUCUGGGUGGUUGCUAAGGUAAAGUUAUGGGUUGGUUGCUAAGGUGAUGCUUCACAGUUGCCAGGGUGUUCUGGGUGGUUGCUAAGGUAAAGUUCUGGGUGAUUACUAAGGUAAUGCUAAACAGUUGCCAGGGUGUUCUGGUUGGUUACUAGGGUAAUGCUAAACAGUUGCCAGGGUGUUCUGGUUGGUUACUAGGGUAAUGCUAAACAGUUGCCAGGGUGUUCUGGUUGGUUACUAGGGUAAUGCUAAACAGUUGCCAGGGUGUU
Molecule: messenger RNA, 1740 nt
Organism: Carassius gibelio (silver crucian carp)
Lineage: Eukaryota; Metazoa; Chordata; Actinopteri; Cypriniformes; Cyprinidae
Product: sodium/bile acid cotransporter 7-like
Exons: 6
Coding region: 102-368 (88 amino acids)
Cellular component (GO): plasma membrane
Source: RefSeq, a predicted model, not a curated record